CGGCGGAAGGUCAGCGCUCAAGCGGAAGUGAGAGUCAGAGCCCAUCCGCCAUUGUGGAGCAGAGCAGGGGUAAUAUUCUCUCCAGACGUUACACAGAGUGUUAAUGUUUCGGACUACCUUAAACACAUCACACAGCAGCCAGCCUCCCCCAGCCGUUUGACGUUCACUGUCAGUACCGCUCGAGAGGACCGCUGCCGACCGUUUGGAACUGCGCGAGGAGAUCAACGCCUGAGAAAUACGCUGUGAUUGUAGGGCAGCCCGGAGAGAGGAAAAAAUAACGUUAACCCGCAGCGGUGGCAGGAGAGACCGUGGACAGUCAUAACAGCGAUCAGCUCGGGCUCCCAGAGGAUGUCUGCAACAACUGUCGAUCAGAGACCUAAAGGACAAGGAAACAAAGUGCAAAACGGUUCGAUGCAUCAGAAGGAUGCUGUAAAUGAUGAUGACUUUGACAACUACCUGAGCAGUCAGACAAAUCAGAGUAAUAGCUACCCACCAAUGUCUGAUCCCUACAUGCCCAGCUAUUAUGCUCCCUCUAUCGGAUUCCCUUAUUCCUUGGGAGAGGCUGCUUGGUCCACUGCAGGAGACCCGCCUAUGCCGUACCUGACCACGUAUGGACAGAUGAGCAAUGGUGAGCAUCACUUCAUUCCUGACGGAGUCUUCAGCCAGCCUGGUGCUUUAGGCAACACGCCCCCUUUUCUCAGCCAACAUGGAUUUAACUUCUUUCCUGGAAAUGCAGACUUUUCCACUUGGGGCACCAGUGGUUCUCAGGGACAGUCUACACAGAGCUCAGCAUACAGCAGCAGUUACGGAUAUCCCCCGAGCUCAUUGGGCCGGGCCAUCGCUGACGGACAGGCCGGAUUUGGCAGUGACUCGCAACUUAGUAAAGUUCCAGGGCUCAGUAGUAUUGAUCAGGGAAUGGCCGGGCUCAAGCUCGGCUCUGACAUGUCGGCUGUUACGAAAACGGUCGGGUCUCCUUUAGGUGGGACGGCGGGUAUGAGUAGCAUGGCUGCCAACAGCAUGCCACCUGUCAGCUCCUCUGCACCAAAACCCACCUCAUGGGCUGCUAUCGCAAGGAAACCGGCGAAACCUCAGCCCAAGCUGAAGCCCAAGCCCAAUAUGGGUUUGGGAAGUGGCGCCACGAUUCCCCCUCCGCCGAUAAAGCAUAACAUGAACAUUGGGACCUGGGAGGACAAAGGCUCCAUAACCAAACCCCCUCUUGUGCAGCAGAUGCUCCCGCCUCAGCCCUUGAUGCAGCAGCAACUCUUGGCCCAACCUCAGCCCAUGCUGCAAAGUCCAAUGCCACCCCAACACCAACACCAGCAGCUCCAGCUACAAUCUCCCCAGCACCCUCAGCAGCUGCCUCCAGGUCCUCCCCACCCUCACCAUCACUCGCAACCAGGUCCCCCGCAGCCCCUGCACCCACCUCAGUUGCAGAACCCCCCACCCCAAAAUCGCUGGGUGGCUCCUCGGAACCGGGGAACCACAUUUAACCAGAACAGCGGCAUGGAGAAUUUUGGCCUUGGGACGGGAGUCCCCUUGAGCUCAUUGCCUUCUUUCAGCCUUCUUCAGUGUGUUUUGGAGUGUGUUGAGGCCCUCAACAAUUACAACCCCAAAGACUUUGACUGGAACUUGAAAAAUGGACGGGUCUUCAUCAUCAAGAGCUACUCGGAGGAUGACAUCCACCGUUCCAUCAAGUACUCCAUCUGGUGCAGCACAGAGCAUGGGAACAAGCGUCUGGAUGGCGCCUACCGAUCGCUGUGUGCUAAAGGUCCACUGUACUUGCUCUUUAGUGUCAAUGGCAGCGGACACUUUUGCGGUGUGGCCGAGAUGAAGUCAACCGUGGACUAUAACGCCUAUGCUGGCGUCUGGUCCCAGGAUAAGUGGAAGGGCAAGUUUGAGGUGAAAUGGAUCUUUGUUAAGGAUGUGCCCAAUAACCAACUGCGGCACAUUCGCUUGGAAAACAAUGACAACAAGCCUGUCACCAACUCAAGGGACACUCAGGAAGUGCCCCUAGAGAAGGCAAAGCAAGUGCUUAAAAUUAUUGCGACUUUCAAGCAUACCACCUCAAUCUUUGAUGAUUUUGCACAUUAUGAAAAGCGGCAGGAGGAAGAGGAAGCCAUGCGAAGGGAGCGAAAUAGAAAUAAACAGUAGGUUUACAGAGAUCUCCGUGGUAGAACGUCAACACUAAUGAUGUAGAACCUUAAAUAUUGUGUAACCUCAGAGGAAGAAUGGGCUUCUGACGUAUUUCUUCCUGCUGAAAACGAUGUAGGAACUCUUAAUCACAACAGUGGACUUUUCUGCGUCAACUUCUGAUGGAUCUCCCCUUAUGAUC
Cyprinus carpio (common carp) is the source of this 2332-nucleotide messenger RNA. RefSeq names its product YTH N6-methyladenosine RNA binding protein F3 (gene ythdf3). Gene Ontology annotation, cellular component: cytoplasm. Gene Ontology annotation, biological process: mRNA destabilization. NCBI's taxonomy places the organism in Eukaryota, Metazoa, Chordata, Actinopteri, Cypriniformes, Cyprinidae. The record is from RefSeq and is a predicted model, not a curated record. Gene Ontology annotation, molecular function: mRNA binding; N6-methyladenosine-containing RNA reader activity.